Strongyloides ratti is the source of this 468-nucleotide messenger RNA. RefSeq lists its product as hypothetical. The coding region runs from base 1 to 468 and encodes 155 amino acids. The transcript has a single exon. The record is from RefSeq and is a predicted model, not a curated record. NCBI's taxonomy places the organism in Eukaryota, Metazoa, Nematoda, Chromadorea, Rhabditida, Strongyloididae.
AUGGAAGAUCAUAAAAAAGAUGAUACAAAAGAAGCUAAAAAAAUUAGUUCAAAUACAAAAAUUAAAAAUCAAAAUGAAUAUAAUUUAGAAGGAGGACAAAAAGGAAAUGUUCAUCACACUAAUAAAGAGCAGAAAGCUUCUAAUAAGAUUCCUCAAAAAUAUAAUACAAAAUCAAAUGAUAAAAAUAAUAAUAAAAAAAAUGAAGUAAAAGGAAAUGUUGGAAUUUCUGGAGUAUUUAUUAAACAACCAUCACAAUGUGCAAAACAAUCAACAGGAAAUGCAAAUAAAGUACAUUUGAAAGAUUCACCUACACACCAGAAAGAUGUAUUGGUUAAAAAAGCUUUAAAUAAUGAAACCCAACCAGCUGGUUAUGCAAAACCACUUUCUAAUAAUGGUAAUGUUAACCAAAUUGCUACCAAAAAAGAAGCUCAACCAGAGUAUGAAAAUCUUGAGAUUUUAUUCAUUUAA